Scophthalmus maximus (turbot) is the source of this 2858-nucleotide messenger RNA. Its product is annotated as probable polypeptide N-acetylgalactosaminyltransferase 8. The transcript has 11 exons. The record is from RefSeq and is a predicted model, not a curated record. Bases 183 to 2060 code for a protein of 625 amino acids. Gene Ontology annotation, cellular component: Golgi apparatus. NCBI's taxonomy places the organism in Eukaryota, Metazoa, Chordata, Actinopteri, Pleuronectiformes, Scophthalmidae.
AGCUCAGUCACCGGUCGUCUCUUGUGUGUCUCUGUGUGUGUGUGUGUGUGCGUGCGUGCGUGCGUGCGUGUGUGUGUGUGUGUGUUGUGUGUGUGUGUGUGUGUCAGUCAGGUCGAGUGAGCUCAGUGACCGGUCGUCUCUUGUGUGUCUCUGUGUGUGUGUGUGUGUGUGUGUGUGUCGGUAUGAGAGCGGCGGGCUGCUUCAACCGGGUGGUCCUGGCACUGUUCGGGCUCGGACUCGUGUACAACCUGGGCAUGUUCCUGCGGGCGGGGGUCGAGCCGGAGCUGGACGCGCCGCGGGUGGUGAAGAGCCUCUCCGAGCUGCAGAAGAGCGUCAGCGGCAUGUACGAUGUACUGCGAGCUUUCGAGCAGAAGCAGGACGCCAUGCAGAAGAUGCUCGAGCACGACAGAGACACACACAGGAAAGCUGCGGAGGUCCAGAAGCAGCCGCCAGAGCAGAUCGAGCAGCCCGAAGCGAAGAAGAUCCAGGAGCCCAAAGAGGCGCCCAAAGCGGAGAAGUCCAAAAAACUGUACCCCGACUCUGCCCUGUUCAAAGAGUGGGGGGACAACUUGUCCGAGGACGACCAGAGAGAGGCUGAGGGUCUGUUCAAGAAGUACGGAUACAAUGUUUUCCUCAGCGACCGCCUGCCUCUGGACCGAGCUCUUCCAGAUACGAGGGAUCCAAGGUGUGUGAAGAAGACUUAUCCAAAAGACCUGCCAACUCUGGGAGUUGUGCUGAUCUACCUGAAUGAAGCCCUGUCUGUGAUCCAACGGGCCAUGUGCAGCAUCAUCAACCGCACCCCCAAGAACUUACUGAAGGAGAUAAUAUUGGUGGACGACAGCAGCUCUAAUGAGGACCUGAAGGGCAACCUCGACGGCUACGUGAAGUCGAUCGAGCAAAAGAACCCGACUCUCCGCGUCACUCGAGUGAGGCACAACAAGCAGCAAGGACUCGCGUUCGCCAGAGCCUCCGGGUGGAGAGCCGCGACCGCCGACGUGGUGGCCAUCCUGGACGCGCACAUCGAAGUCCAUGAGAUGUGGGCCGAACCCCUGCUGACUCAAAUCAAAGCCGACCGAACAGUGGUGGUGUCCCCCGUGUUUGACCGGGUCAACUUCGAUGACCUCAAGGUCAUCCAGUACUUAGCGUCGGCGCACGCCUUCGACUGGGCUCUGUGGUGCAUGUACGAGGGUUUUACGCCCGAGUACUACAAGCUCAACGACAGCUCACUGCCCGGGAAGAGUCCAUCCGUAAUGGGAAUCUUUGUGGCCGAUAGGACGUUCCUCGGAGAAAUAGGAGUCCUCGAUGAAGGAAUGAAGGUGUACGGCGGAGAAAAUGUUGAGCUGGGAAUUCGUGUGUGGACAUGUGGAGGCAGUAUUGAAGUGGUCCCUUGCUCCAAGAUCGCCCACAUCGAGAGGAACCACAAGCCCUACAUGCCCGACCUGGCCCCCGCCAUGAAGAGAAACGCCCUGAGGGUAGCGGAAGUCUGGAUGGAUGAAUACAAACACAACAUCAACUUGGCUUGGAACUUGCCAUUCGAGAAUCACGGGAUUGACAUCGGGGAUGUCUCUGAGAGGAAAAAACUGAGAGAAAGGUUGAAGUGUAAACCUUUCAAAUGGUACCUGGAAAACGUGUAUCCCAAACUGGAUCCCUGGGGAGACCUAGUUGCAUAUGGAGGAAUGAAGAAUCUUGAUGCUGACAUGUGCUUAGACCAAGGCCCAGUUCCAGGUCACACGCCUAUCGCCUACCACUGCUACUACUACGGACCACAAAUCGCAUAUUACCGGACGACUGGUGAGCUCUACAUCGGAAACAUCAAGUCCCACAAGUACAAUGACAACCGGUGUAUGACAGAUGUUGGCAAUAAAGAAACUGAACCUGGCCUCUACAACUGCAAAGAGGCAAUGCAGAAAGGAAUGGGCGUAUACUGGGACUUCACUCAGGGCAAAGAACUGAAGAAUAGACAGACAAAACGAUGUCUGGAGAUCAAAGAUUCCAAACUCCAGAUAUUGGAAUGCUCUGGACAAAGAUGGGAGAUCCAAAACGUAAUCAAAACCUUUUAAAGUGUCCGUGUGGGGAAAAAAAAUAAAGGGGAGCACUUCUCGGGUCAUAGGUCAGUGGACGAAACCGGCCGAACUCGUAAGAUGUUCCCAAAGAAAAAAAAGUAAAUGAAAUGUGACCACCAUUAUGACUGUAUUUAAUUGUCUUAUGUGGGAUAAAUCUUAAAUGAAAUGUAUUGACUUUACCCUGAAAAACUGAUCUUUUGUCUCACAAUUAUUUUCAUUAUUAAAAUAUGUCUGGGUUUUUUUUUUAUCUUUAAUCUUGGCUCUUCUGUGUUCAGCUCUGCUGACCAGGUAUGAAGAGCAACACUGUUACAGUAUACAAAUGCUAAUACCAUGGGAAUAAAAAAACCUGUCAUGUAGGCUUUGUAUAGUUGUUGUUGCCGUUUUGGCAGCAGUGGCCAUUAAUCAAAAGACAUCACGGAAAGACGUUACAGAUGGCUACAGAUUGUCUGCUGUGAAUCAUUCAAAGAAUUUGGAGAGGGUGUGGUGUCCUUCGACAUUGCUGUCCUCCGUGUUUUAAGGUCGGCCAUGCCCCUCUCUCUCUCUCUCUCUCUCUCUCUCUCUCUCUCUCUCUCUGUCUCUCUGUCUCUGUAUCUGUUUUGGAUCAGCCACACCUGUAAACCUGUUUUUUCUUUCUGCCUUUUCUGAAAUUGUGUUUCAUUUGUAAUCUGUUAAUCAUUUAUCUGAUAAUACAUGUCACUUAAUUGUUUCUGUUUCUGGCCACUUUAGUUUAAAUUUACAAAGGUUUUGAAUGAACUGUUAUGUAACUUCCUGUGUAAUAAAUGAAAUUUAAUUUCC